This is a messenger RNA of Xenopus tropicalis (tropical clawed frog), 973 nucleotides long. RefSeq names its product hepatic lectin-like. The transcript has 6 exons. The coding region runs from base 1 to 594 and encodes 197 amino acids. The record is from RefSeq and is a predicted model, not a curated record. Lineage: Eukaryota; Metazoa; Chordata; Amphibia; Anura; Pipidae. Gene Ontology annotation, molecular function: carbohydrate binding.
AUGGACAGAGCUCUGAAGGCAAGUGAAACGUUGGGGACACAGAGGAGACUCCUGAUGGUUCUGGUGACCCUGCUGGUUCUUGUCUUCAUUUUCCUGAUAAUCCUGACCUGCCUCAUGUUUAUAUACUAUUCCCGUAUAUCAGAGGCUAUUAAAAGUCUAAGACAGGACACCUUAGAGACAAUACAAAAAGAGAUACGUCAGUGUGAUUCUGGCUGGAAAUCCUUUGAUGGAAGCUGUUAUUAUAUUGUUACCACUGAGGAGAAUUGGACAGAGGCCCGGGCCUUUUGUAAAUCAAUGAACAGCAACCUGGUUAUUAUCAACAGUGAGAGGGAACAGAAAUUCCUUGAAAAUAUUACAGACGACUCCUACUUUUGGAUUGGCCUCAAAAGGGAUAAUGAUGAUAUAAAUGGGUGGAGAUGGGUGGAUGGAACACUCCAUAAUUUAUCAGAAGGAUUCUGGUACGAGGGCGAGCCAAAUAACGAAGCUGGAACAGAAGACUGUGGUCACCUGUGGAUUGAAAAAAAGUGGAAUGAUGUUUAUUGCACCGAUCAGUAUAAAGCAAUCUGUGAGAGAAAACUGACAUGUUGUGGUUAGUUUUGGAGCCAUGAAUACCAGUUUUAUGAGCAGCUUAUUACAAUACAAGUCCAGAAAAAAACAAAAAAAAACUAAAAUCUUCUAAAAAAAAUGACAGAGACCAUAUACCCAUCCAAAUGAGGAGUAUAUAGCUCCACUUCUUGACAAAUGCAAUGUAUAUACUGCUAUAAUAUCUGGGGUGGGGCUGAACAAUAUUGCAAUGAACAAUACUGCCCUCCCUCUGGUUAUAAUGCCUUCUGAUUAACUGCAAAGUACGGUCCUCAAAAUGUCUGCCUUCAGUCAGCUGAUGUGUAAGCACAACCAUGUGCCUUCCCCAAAGAAUCACUUGCCUACAGCAUUGGGAUCUGUAUCUGCUUUUCAAUAAAUUGCUGCAAUGAAA